This is a messenger RNA of Leishmania braziliensis MHOM/BR/75/M2904, 588 nucleotides long. RefSeq lists its product as hypothetical. The record is from RefSeq and is a predicted model, not a curated record. Lineage: Eukaryota; Euglenozoa; Kinetoplastea; Trypanosomatida; Trypanosomatidae. The coding region runs from base 1 to 588 and encodes 195 amino acids. The transcript has a single exon.
AUGCGAGCACUAGGGCUCGUUGUCAAGGCGAGUGACGACACUGACGACAAGGGUGAGAACAGCUCGGCAUUGCUGACGAGCAGCAUAGAGGUCGAGGUGGAGACGAAUCAGGGGUACGUCUACACAGGCAAGCUGGUGCACAUUGAUGCCCGCUACAACGUUAUACUGCAUGAGGCGCUAGUACGGCGUGCCCGAAGCUUUGAUGUGGAGCGGGCGAUGCUGCGUGAAAAGUCGCAGCGAGAGGCACAGCUCAUCGCAAGCAGUCUACAAGGUGUUGUGGCAGAGGAGGCAGAGGUGGUGCGGAGCACUAAUGAGUUCAUGCCGCGGCCUCGCUACAUUGGCGUCACGUACCUCCGAAGCAACAACAUCUUUUUCAUGCGCUUCAUCGAUGGGGCAGCUAGGACUGGCACAUCGGCUGCUUCUGCUGUCUCCACCCACUCCGCGUUGGGGCGGCUCAGGAGUGAGUUUGUGGUCAUGGCUGCAGCAAUCAAGGCUCACUUGCAGCGAGAGAAGAUGCGCAACCGGGCAGCGCGCCGGAAGCGCCUAGAGGCUAAGAAAAUGACGGGUGGCAGCGGCGGCAGCCGGUAA